ACACGAUAGUAGUCGUAAUAUAUAGGCAUUUCCUGUCACGGUGCCUUCAGUAUAAACCGCAACCAUAAUAAGACACCUCGAACGGGGAUAAAGACUGCGGAAGAGACGCCGUGACCCGUAAACCUGCGUCAAAGGUCGGCAUUCUGAAUGACACGGUGUUGAUAAGGAUUAUUACUUUACUCUGAGACUGACUCAGGACUCAUAUGGAGCAGUUGGAUGGUGGCAGGGCCUUGUCAUUUUGUGGCAACAACAGCAGUGCCUACAGUGUGACAAACGGCGUGCUGAACAAUCCCUGCUUCGUGGAUGCUCUCAACCUGGUUCCUCAUGUCUUCCUGCUCUUCAUCACCUUCCCCAUCCUCUUCAUUGGUUGGGGCAGUCAGAGCUCUAAAGUCCAGAUCCAUCAUAACACAUGGCUUCAUUUCCCUGGGCACAACAUGAGGUGGAUCCUCACCUUCUUGCUGCUAUUAGUCCACGUCUGUGAGUUUUCAGAAGGCAUCGUCUGCAACAUGAUGAUGGGUACCAACCACCUCCAUCUCUUCAUGCCAGCAUUCAUGGGUUUUGUAGCAGCCACAACAUCAGUCGUUUACUACCACAACAUAGAAACAUCCAACUUUCCCAAACUGCUGCUUGUCCUUUUCAUCUACUGGGUGCUGGCGUUCAUUACAAAGUCCAUAAAGUUGUGGAAGUUUGCCGAGGACAAAGAUGCAGCACAGUAUAUCAGGUUGUACAUCACUGCACUGUUAGUGAUCCUGUAUGGACUUCUGAUGGCCGUGGAGAUCAACGUCAUCAGAGUGAGGAAAUAUGUAUUCUUUGCCAACCCUCAGAAAGUUAAACCACCGGAAGAUUUACAGGAUUUGGGGGUUCGUUUUCUGCAGCCAUUUGUCAAUCUGCUGUCAAAGGCGACAUAUUGGUGGAUGAAUCCUCUCAUUGUCGGAGCCCAUAAGAGGCCUAUAGAGCUGAAGAAGAUCGGCAAGCUGCCCAUCGCCAUGAGAGCCCUCACCAACUACCUGCGGCUUAAAGACGCCUAUGAGGAUCAGAGGACACCCGAGGACCCGGAUAGGUCUCCAUCGAUCUGGCGAUCCAUGUAUCGCGCGUUUGGCCGUCCCAUCCUGCUCAGCAGCACCUUCCGCUACUUGGCAGAUCUGCUGGGCUUUGCUGGGCCCCUCUGCAUCUCUGGGAUCGUUGAACAGCUGAAUUCUGAAAAAGAUCCAGUAGGCAACAAGACAACGGACACCCAUUUCGAGAACUACCUCAUGUCUUCCAGUGAUCUUCUGCAGAACAGCUCCAUCCUGGCUGUUCUUCUCUUCCUGGCUUUAAUCCUGCAGAGAACCUUCCUUCAGGCCUCGUACUACGUCACCAUUGAAACAGGCAUCAACAUGCGGGGAGCUCUGCUGGCAAUGAUCUACAACAAAAUCCUGCGCCUAUCCACCUCCAACAUGUCAAUGGGGGAGAUGACGUUGGGGCAGAUCAACAACCUGGUUGCUAUAGAAACCAACCAGCUCAUGUGGUUCCUCUUCCUCUGCCCCAACCUGUGGGCCAUGCCCGUACAGAUUGUGAUGGGAAUAAUUCUGCUCCGUUAUUUUAUGGGCUCAAGUGCCUUGGUAGGAGCGUCUGUCAUAGUUCUGCUGGCUCCGGUCCAGUACCUUAUAGCUACAAAGCUGGCAGACACACAGAAAAUCACACUGGAACACAGUACAGAUCGUGUUAAAAAGACCACUGAGAUCCUAAAGGGCAUAAAGUUGUUGAAGCUGUACGCCUGGGAGAACAUCUUCUGUGACAGUGUGGAGGAAACCAGAGGCAAAGAGCUCACCAGCCUCAGGACCUUCGCCUUCUACACAUCCAUGUCCAUUUUCAUGAAUGCUGCUAUUCCCAUUGCUGCGGUUCUAGCCACAUUUGUGACGUAUCACAUCCUCAAUGAAGAAGGCCCCAGUCCUUCUCAGGCCUUUGCAGCUCUGUCACUGUUUCACAUCCUGGUCACCCCGCUCUUCCUGCUUUCCACUGUUGUCAGAUUUGCUGUGAAGGCUCUGGUUAGUGUUCAGAAGCUUGGUGAGUUUCUACAGAGUGAUGAAAUUGGAGACGACAGCUGGAGAAAUGGUGACAUAUCUGUUUCCUUCGAAGCUGGAAAGAAACCCAUGGGGAUGACCAAAGCCAUCAACAGGAAGCAGCCAAUGCGCUACCAAAUGGACAACUAUGAGCAGCCAACCAGGCGACAGAUGAGACCCUCGGAGACAGAGGAUGUGGCUGUAAAGGUCACGGGUGGAUCCUUCACCUGGGGAAAUAACCUGUUGACACUGUCGGACAUCAACAUCCGGAUCCCAACAGGUCAGCUGACAAUGAUCGUGGGCCAGGUGGGUUGUGGGAAAUCCUCCCUGCUGCUGGCCAUGCUUGGAGAAAUGCAAGCCAUCGAGGGGGGAGUCUACUGGAGCAAGCAGCCUGAUUGUGAGGUGAUCCACGAGGGGAACAUAAGUUGGUCAGAGGCAGAGGAGUCUGAUGAAGACAUCAGGAGCAAGAACAGAAACUCUGUUGCCUACGCUGCCCAGAAGUCCUGGCUGCUCAACGCUACUGUGGAGGAAAACAUCACCUUCGGUAGUCCAUUCAACAAACAGCGGUACAAAGCAGUGAUUGACGCCUGCUCUCUGCAGCCAGACAUUGACCUGCUGCCAUUCGGAGACCAGACUGAGAUUGGAGAGAGAGGCAUCAACCUGAGUGGAGGGCAGAGACAGAGAAUCUGUGUGGCCAGAGCUUUGUACCAAAACACCAACAUCGUCUUCUUGGAUGAUCCAUUCUCAGCACUCGACAUCCACCUCAGUGAUCAUUUGAUGCAAGAAGGAAUCCUUAAAUUUCUGCAGGAUGAUAAACGGACCGUGGUUCUCGUCACCCACAAACUGCAAUAUCUUAUACAUGCAGACUGGAUUAUAGCAAUGAAGGAUGGUACAGUCCUGCGUGAGGGAACUCUGAAGGACAUUCAGACUCAUGACGUUGAACUUUAUGACCACUGGAAAACCCUGAUGAACAGGCAGGAUCAAGAGCUGGAGAAGGACAUUCAGCAGGACAGUCAAACAACACUUGAGAGGAAGACGCUGAGGAGAGCUUUCUACUCCAGAGAGGCCAAGAACCAAAUAGAUGAUGAAGAUGAAGAAGAAGAAGCCGAGGAGGAAGACGAUGACAACUUUUCCACGACCACCAACAGAAGGUCAAAGAUCCCUUGGAAGGUGUGCUGGUGUUACCUGUCUUCUGGGGGGUUCUUCAUGGUCUUCCUCAUGAUUUUCUCUAACCUCCUCAAACACUCCGUCAUUGUGGCGAUCGAUUACUGGUUGGCUAACUGGACAGAAACAGGAACAGACAUGGUUAAUGGAACCAGACCCACCAACAGCAGCACGAAUGGCACCAACACCACAGUGCAGGAUUCCUACUAUCUGCUAGUGUUCAUCAUCUUGUGCGCGGCUGGAAUCACUUUAUGCCUCAUCACCUCCCUCACUGUGGAAUUUCUUGGUCUUUCUGCAGCCACCAACCUGCACCACAACCUCCUCAACAAGAUCAUUCACGCUCCCAUCAGGUUCUUUGACAUCACUCCUUUGGGGCAAAUCCUCAACAGAUUCUCAGCUGAUACCAACAUCAUCGACCAGCAUAUUCCUUCAACGCUGGAAUCUUUGACGAGAUCCACGCUGCUCUGUUUGUCAGGCAUCGGGGUCAUAGCCUCAAUCACUCCUAUUUUCCUGGUCGCCUUGGUUCCCCUGGCUGUGGCCUUCUACUUCAUUCAGAAGUAUUUCAGAGUCGCCUCCAAGGACCUCCAAGACCUCGAUGACUCAACACAGCUUCCUCUGCUCUGCCACUUCUCUGAGACUGCAGAAGGUCUCACCACCAUUCGAGCUUUCAGACACGAGGCUCGGUUCAAACAGCACAUGCUGGAGCUGACCGACACCAACAACACAGCGUACCUGUUUCUGUCUGCUGCCAACCGCUGGCUCGAGGUCAGAACGGACUACCUUGGAGCAGUGAUUGUACUGGCAGCGGCGGCAGCCUCAAUAUGGAGUUUCCAUUACGGGCUUCAUCCCGGAGGUCUGGUGGGCCUCGGCCUUACCUACGCCCUCACUGUCACCAACUACCUGAACUGGGUUGUGAGGAACCUGGCAGACCUCGAGGUUCAGAUGGCAGCUGUGAAGAAGGUCAACAGCUUCCUCAGCACAGAGUCGGAGAACUACGAGGGCUCUAUGGAUGCCUCUCAGGUCCCUGAGAACUGGCCCCAGGACGGUGAGAUAAAGAUCCAGGGCCUGUGUGUGCGCUACGACCCAAUGCUCAAACCGGUGCUCAAACACGUAAACGCAUACAUCAAACCAGGCCAGAAGGUGGGGAUCUGUGGCCGCACAGGCAGCGGGAAGUCUUCUCUGUCGUUGGCUUUUUUCAACAUGGUGGAUAUUUUUGAAGGAAAGAUCAUCAUAGAUGGGAUUGACAUCUGUAAGCUUCCUCUGCAGACUCUCAGGUCUCGACUCUCGAUCAUCCUCCAGGAUCCUGUUUUAUUUAGUGGAUCAAUAAGGUUUAAUCUCGAUCCGGAGAAGAUGUGCACUGACGAUCGACUCUGGGAGGCCCUAGAGAUCGCUCAGCUCAAGAACAUGGUGAAAGCUUUGCCUGGAGGACUAGACGCUGUCGUGACAGAAGGAGGAGAGAACUUCAGCGUUGGGCAGCGGCAGCUCUUCUGUUUGGCUAGAGCUUUCGUCAGAAAGAGCAGCAUCUUCAUCAUGGAUGAAGCCACAGCAUCUAUAGACAUGGCUACGGAGAACAUCUUACAGAAAGUCGUGAUGACGGCGUUUGCAGAUAGAACAGUCGUAACAAUCGCACACCGUGUCCACACCAUCCUAACAGCUGAUCUGGUCAUUGUGAUGAAGCGAGGCAACAUCAUGGAGUACGACAAACCUGAGACGCUUUUGGAGCAGGAGGACGGGAUGUUUGCUUCGUUUGUCAAAGCGGACAUGUAGGGACACGCGGGACCCAACGGCUGAAUACCUGCUCAGUUUCUUGUUUUUUUGGUUUUUUUUAACCUCAAUUACUUUCUUGUUGAGGUGAACAGCCCUCUGAGAGACUACCCCACUGCGGGGAAGCCGGUAACAUACUGUUUCUACGAGGAGAAGCUUCCCUGUGCACUCACCAAAUGGAGACAGGGUCACCUGUCAGUCAGUGGGUUUAAGAAGUCACACUAAAGAAGUUAGGAAGUAAAAGAAGGUGCUUUGGGUAGGCUUGCUAAUCAAUGAGUCCAUCGAUUGGUUUUUAUUUUGUCUGAAUUUAACAAAACCCAAUUACACAAACCACAACAUUACUAGUAUUUGGACUGGAAAGUGAAAUAACAAAGAUAUAUGUUAUAUGUGAUGGAUGGCUAAUGCAAACUACAAAUGAAUAUAUUUUCUCACUUGUCUCAUAGAAAAUCUAAAGUUAUUUUUCCGACUUUCAAGAUUUUCUCAAGAUCUCCCUUCUGAACAAGAAAAUAAGCAAUAAAUAUAAUGCUUGCGAAGCUCACAGUAUCAAAAUGAGCAGCCAGGCAUAUCUUUCCUGUGCUCUAAGACUAAGAAUAGUGAGAACAGUUAAUAGUUAAUAAAGAACUGAUAAAAAGUUAUUUCAUUUCUUAUUGCCAGUAAAUCCCACGAAUGACCAAACCUACUAUAAAAUAUGUAAUGUGUAUACUAAAUAACGCAACCACAAAUACAAAAAAGUAAGUCUUAAAAACUGCAGUUGUGGCCACUUGAUGCUGGCUUCGAAAAAUCUUCACAGAUCCUGUGUCAAAAUGUCUAAAUUUACAAAAGAAAUGAACAUGUUGAUGAAAAACGUGUAUCUCAGAUCGGUUGCCUGCAGUUGCUAGGUGAAAUCAGCCACAAAGAGGUGUACGGAGCUGCACUGAAAACCGCUGUGGUUGCUUUGGUGUGUAUCAGAUUGCUGCGGUUGCAGGUUGUGCAGCAGUGAAACUGUGAGGAGUGUGAUGAAGACUGCAAAUGACGACUGUUCACCUUCAAAGUAAAAGUUGUUCCUUUUGAAACGUGUUGGUUUUGGCAGUAAGGCACAACUCGCCAAGACAAGUCAACAUUUCCAAUGCAAAUCUUCAAAUUCUAGUGACAAAACAAAUGAAUCAGGGGCAACUUGGAGUUCAGCACAUGCAGACUAGAUGAGCCAAGAAUCAAACUACCAACCUUUUGAUUGGUGGACAACCUGCUUCUCCUCCUGACCUAAAGUUGGCCACAUGACAGGUGUCUAGGACUAUACGACCCAUUUAAACUUGAUUAAACUUGUGGAUGCACUUUUCUAACCAAGCUAAUAAGCACUAGCUGAUAGCUUUUGGCUCCAUAAAAUGUCAAGAUAAUGCUAAAGCCAUGACAUCAUUAUUGUUAUAACUACCAUAUUUAUAUAAAAUCUCUCUGAGAGCACCGAAUAUGGAUUACCUGCCUUAACAAAUGCACUGUUACCUCUUUUUAACACAUUUUUUACACCGUUUUAAAUGGAUUUGAAAGGUUUUCUUUAACAGAGUUCCUGGGAGUUGAGGGAUGUUAGAGGCUUAUAUUAGUUGGUCUGUUCAUGGGAUUUGUAGACAGUAGGAAAUACGUUCAGUUUAUUAAAUAUAAAUUAUGGCUUUGAGAUUUUAUUUCAGGCGUUGAGGCUGUGAAAAGUGUAAAAUGUAAAGAUUUAAUAGUUGGAGAGUGAACAGAAGUGUUUGUUUCAUAUUAAUAGAAUUUUUACAGUCUUUAAUUAUCUUGUGUAAAAUAUUUGUUACUUUUUAGAUCAUGCACCACCUCUGUUUAUACUGACUAGCACCUGUAUUAUGCAAUAAUAAUGAUGGAAGAAUUUUUAAAUGUAUUUAAAAUCCUUUUUAAAAAUGACUGUUGGCUCUUUGGCCAUUAUUUUUCUGAAUAACGCAGUGGAAGGAUUUUAAAUCGACCCUUUUGUAUUCUACUCUACUUUUUGACCUUAAGUUCUGCCAUAGAGGUAACGCUGAUAGAAAUGACAAAGCUGAUGGAAUCAUAUGGUUUUAUUAACCAGUUUAAGAAUGCAUUUAUAACACAACUGACUGUUGUGGCCAUUCUUUGACUGAACAUGUGUUGACAUUUUUCACAUGAGAUGCCAAAAAUGAGACGUCACAAAAUACCAACAGGAGUUUCCCAAGUGAAAGCUGGAUACUCUAUUUCUGGCCUACUUCUCCUUCCUCCCUGUUCUAUCAGUUGUACGUCUAUGCCUCCAUUAGUACAAACACUGUAAGGUGUCACGGCUCGGCCUGCAGCCAGUGAACCUGCUGUCUGUCUGCGGUCAUGCUUUGCUGAACUUUUUAUCCUCGGGGACAAUAGAUACCCAGCGUGGCUCCCGUUAACUCCAGAGAUGCUUCAUGGAUGUUUGAGAGGGCAGUGAUGUCUUUUCUUUUUUUACUGAGGAAGAGCAGUGACUUGCAGUAACUUAAUAAUCAGUUCUAGGGGCUGAAAUUUAGAGCUACAUCAAUCUCUAUUUUGCACAUUAAUAAUGAAGGAUUGGUAAUAAAUUGGAGGAAACCAAAUUAGAGCCCAUAGGAGAGAGUGAAUUUUAGAGAGUGAAAUUUAGCAUUCACAGGGUGAACAUAAAGAUGAGUCCAUAUAGUAAAAAAAGAGCUUUUGCAUAUGGGAACUGCUCCAUCUCUUUGAUGGGAUGAUAUCAAGACAUGUUUUUAUAUAUUUUUAUUUUUAAAUAAUGAAACUUUAACUCAUGAUCACUGUUUUUAUCAGACUGAUUGGAUUCUCCUUGGAAGUCCUAGCUAACACUUUUAGUUUUCUGUGCAAUGGAUUGUGUAGUAGAUUUAGAUUUAAUAUUUUCAUGUAGCUUUGUUUAAAGUGUCCAUUAAACUAGGAGAGUUCAUUUUCUGCUGGAAAUCCUGUUAGAGGCAGACACUUUGUCUCUGCAUGCAGAGUUAUGAAGGCAUUUUACAUGCAUCUUCAAAACCAUAAGCCACCUUUAAAAAUGAAAAAUGAACAUUUGAUAUAUCAUUUCUUUCAUCUGUACAAAGAAGUUGUAAUGUUGGCUAACUGACAUUCUAAAAAAGCUUGUUGAUGGUUUUUCGCUCGGCAUGUAUAAUUCAACUUAUGUGGAUCAGGUCUCAUGAAAUUUAAACUAUAGGAUGAUGUUGUGAGCUGUUGUACAUGUGUAAAUGUUAUUUUAGUCCAUUGCUAGGUGGUUGCUAGGCAAUGUAAUGGCAUCACAAUAUCUGACAUAGAUAAGAACCUUUGGGGGCCGGAAAUGUACCUGUGAGCCAAGUUUGUCUGCCCGACUUCUGAUGCUCUGGGAGGGGUUUGUGGACAAAGAAUCAAACACACAGACAGAGAUGCCAGAGUCCUUUCUUUUGCAUUGAAAGAAAAAUAUUUGGGAGACAGUAUCUCAUAAUUAUGACUGUUAUCUCCCAGAUAAAAGAAAACUUCUCAUCAUCACAAGAUAAUGUACAAUAAUAGAUAAAUGCAACAGAAAUGUGCCUGACAAUGUUCACACUGUGCAGUGGGACAGGAAAUGGAACCACUUCAUAAUGUGCUUGGGAACUGUUGUGUUUUUAAUCAUUUUGAGAUUUAAUAAGCAAUUUAGUGAUGGUUCUUGCUUCUGUUGGUUUCAAAUAAUAGAGAUAGUCAAGAUUCCUUGUCACUGUCACUACAAUGCAAGUUUUUAUAUAUAAACAGCAGAAGUCGUCCCUUUCUGUAGUUAAAAACACACGCAACUUGCAUAUCAAUGAAUUAAUAGGCUAUUUAAUUAAUAGUCAGGCUUUUUGAAUAUAUAAAAUGUCUUAAAUAUAAAUGUUACCCAAAGGAAACCAGCUCAUUGCCAUCACAGUGAAUCACUUUGCGCUGCCACUCCUGUGCUCUCAAACAUAAAAAUGACUGACCAGCACUUACGGGUCUCAGAUUAAGUGAUAAUAAAUUAUACUCGUGAGCCAAGGUCUCAGCUUUUGGGUGAUAUUUUCAGUGCACAGCACUAUGUAGUUACAGCUCAGCAUUCAGUGCAUUUCUUUGGAAUAUCUUUUCCAACCUCUCUGGGAGCGAUGCUAUUGUCCCUUUGUAUUAUUGUAUAUUGAUUAGACUUACUUUGCUUUUGGACUAAAAUUUGAAACUUUGUACUGUACAGUGUUGAAUGCCAAACAUGAUUUUUCAGCCUUUUCUUGUUUAAAUAUCUUACAUGUUUCAUCUCAAGAAAUUGUCACUUAAGCUUUUGAACUUUGUGGUUUCUCUCAUUUUACAACCUGUUUUAAUAUAUUUAACACAACGAGCUGACACGCGAGGUUUACCGUCACACUUGGUGAUCACAAGCUUCGCCUGCACUUUUCUUUCCCCUGACAGCUUUAACUGUAACACUGAAUGUCUUUGUUGUUUUAUAGCUUUAUAUUCUGUCCCUGCAGUUCUUCCAAGUCCUCGUCCGUCUCCUCUGUUAGCGAUCGAGUGCUCUUCCUCUUCUUUGAUCCUCGUUCAGCAGCACUUUUUAUGCUCUUGGCCACCGUCACACUCAUAAAUCCUUUGUUUUCCUUGCUGUGCUUCCAUGCUGCUCCUGUUCUGAACCUGCACACGGCUGCCUUGUAAACUCAUCCUCUCACACCCCAAACCGCUUUUUGUCUUUGAAGCUGACAUUUUACACCAAGAGCAAAAAAGCAGCGGUGCCAUUUUUCCAUGUUACACUUUGCACAGGUUUUUUCACUCAAAGAAUGUCUCUUUUCGAACAGGUUUCACGUGUGUUUUAGUUUCUGGGAACAAACAAGUACAUAAAAACAGCGAAUGAGUGGAAAUGUAAGGGAACUGCAUGCAACUCAUUGUCGGAGCUAUGCAGAGAGCUUUACUUGCUUUCAUGAAGUUGACUGUUAACAGAGAGCAUCUUAAAUACUGACAUCUUUCUCACAGAUCAGUUUGGAGGUGGUCAUUUUUUUCUAACUGUAUGUACAUUCUGUAUGUAGUAGCCUGUAUAUCCAAGGGUUUAAACAUAUAUAUAUUAAACUGCUAUUAUUAUGUGUGCCUGAUUUCUUUUUUUUACACUUGUAAUAACAAUAAAAUGCUUUUGAGUGA
Messenger RNA from Pelmatolapia mariae (spotted tilapia), 10031 nucleotides. It is a transcript of the gene abcc9, whose product is annotated as ATP-binding cassette, sub-family C (CFTR/MRP), member 9. Gene Ontology annotation, biological process: potassium ion transport; transmembrane transport. Bases 204 to 4973 code for a protein of 1589 amino acids. NCBI's taxonomy places the organism in Eukaryota, Metazoa, Chordata, Actinopteri, Cichliformes, Cichlidae. The record is from RefSeq and is a predicted model, not a curated record. Gene Ontology annotation, cellular component: membrane. Gene Ontology annotation, molecular function: ABC-type transporter activity; ATP hydrolysis activity; ATP binding. The transcript has 43 exons.